UCAACACCCUGAACUUUCUCUUCUGAAGCAGUCAUGUCUUCAACCACGAAUGCCAGGGGUGCCCAGGGAAAUGACUCCCUCAACCUGGACUUCAUGUCUCCUUCUGAAAGCGCCAAGGAUCUGCAGAAGCCCUCCGGCUUCUUGGAAGGAAGCCCUUCAGAGUCGCCGGGCUUGGAGAAGACCAAGGGCAUUACGGGGUUCCAGACCUUGGUUCAUCUGGUGAAAGGGAACAUGGGCACAGGGGUCCUGGGACUCCCCCUAGCCAUCAAGAAUGCAGGCAUCCUGAUGGGCCCGCUCAGCGUGCUGGUCAUAGGCUUCGUGGCCUGUCACUGCAUGCGCCUCCUGGUCAAGUGUGCCCGGCACUUCUGUCACAGGCUUAACAAGCCCUUCAUGGACUAUGGGGACACAGUAUUGCACGGACUAGAAUCCAGCCCCAGCCUCUGGCUCCAGAAGCACGCUCAUUGGGGAAGGGACACUGUGACCUUAUUCCUUAUAGUCACCCAACUGGGCUUCUGCUGUGUAUACAUUGUGUUUCUGGCUGAUAAUUUAAAGCAGGUAGUAGAAGCGGUUAACAGUACAGCCGUCAACUGCCAUAGCAAUGAGACCGCCACACUCACCCCCACCAUGGACUCUCGGCUGUACAUGCUCUCCUUCCUGCCUUUCCUCGUGCUGCUGGCCCUCAUCCGGAACCUUCGGGUCCUGACCAUUUUCUCCAUGUUGGCCAACAUCAGCAUGCUCAUCAGCCUGGUCAUCAUCACCCAGUACAUUGCCCAAGGAAUUCCGGACCUUCACAGUUUGCCCCUGGUAGAAUCCUGGGAGACCUACCCUCUCUUCUUCGGAACGGCCAUUUUUUCCUUUGAAAGCAUCGGUGUGGUUCUGCCUCUGGAGAACAAUAUGGAGGAUUCCCGCCGCUUUCCAGCCAUCCUGUAUUUGGGAAUGUCCAUCAUCACUUCCCUGUACAUCAUCAUCGGGGUUCUGGGGUACCUGAAAUUUGGAGACGACAUCAAGGCCAGCAUAACCCUCAACCUGCCUAACUGUUGGUUGUACCAGUCUGUCAAGAUCCUCUAUAUCAUUGGCAUCCUGUGCACCUACUCCCUGCAGUUCUACGUCCCGGCGGGAAUCAUCAUCCCAUUCGUCCAUUCCCGGGUAUCAAAGCGCUGGGCACUGGUUACGGACGUGUUUAUCCGCUUCUCCCUGGUCUGCCUGACAUAUGAGGAAACGGAGGCAGGGAACAAUGAAAUACUCGGACAUGAACACCAGAGGUGGUACCUGAACUCAGACAUCUAACUCCUGAGGCAGCACCUUCACCUUCGCCUUCACCUUCGGGAGAUGCAUUGCAGCUAUGGGGACCUAUGACUCUGUUUGCAAUGGAUAUAGUAAGCUUGACUCUCACAAUAUUUGACAAAUUUGGAGCAACAUUUAAAAUAAGGAUCAUCUCAUAUAUAAAUCCAGAUUUUUAAUAUUGCUUGGGAGAAAAAGAAGGGGGGCGGCUAGAAGAGCCGGGGCUCCCCACUGGCACCGACCACCUGGAGCUCCCUGCCUUCUGUGCUCACCCUUGGCCUCUGCUAACCCCUGCCAGCCCUUCCCAGUCCUUCUCCAGGCUCCAGGCCCAUUGACUGUGGUUGGGUGCAACUGAGUCCCUUCCACCGCCUAACGACCCAGCAACCUGCAGCAGAUACCUUAGCAGAGGCCAAAGGACAUGAUGAAAAUUCACACAAUGCGUAUGCAGUCAUCCAA
Echinops telfairi (small Madagascar hedgehog) is the source of this 1737-nucleotide messenger RNA. Its product is annotated as proton-coupled amino acid transporter 2. Gene Ontology annotation, biological process: proline transmembrane transport; L-alanine transport; proton transmembrane transport. Gene Ontology annotation, cellular component: vacuolar membrane. The coding region runs from base 34 to 1287 and encodes 417 amino acids. Gene Ontology annotation, molecular function: amino acid:proton symporter activity; L-alanine transmembrane transporter activity; glycine transmembrane transporter activity. The transcript is spliced from 10 exons. Lineage: Eukaryota; Metazoa; Chordata; Mammalia; Afrosoricida; Tenrecidae. The record is from RefSeq and is a predicted model, not a curated record.